Messenger RNA from Cheilinus undulatus (humphead wrasse), 4108 nucleotides. It is a transcript of the gene ccser2a, whose product is annotated as coiled-coil serine-rich protein 2a. Gene Ontology annotation, cellular component: microtubule cytoskeleton. The record is from RefSeq and is a predicted model, not a curated record. Gene Ontology annotation, molecular function: microtubule binding. NCBI's taxonomy places the organism in Eukaryota, Metazoa, Chordata, Actinopteri, Labriformes, Labridae. Gene Ontology annotation, biological process: microtubule bundle formation. The transcript is spliced from 10 exons. The coding region runs from base 633 to 3722 and encodes 1029 amino acids.
GGACGAUGUCGGAAUGAUAAACUGUCCUGGGAAGUCAGUCUGAAACGCUGGGGAUGGCCUGUUUAGGAUCGUUUAUCCAUAAUACUAAGUACAAGUUCGGUUUUUAAACCAUUGACACGUCUGUUUACGUUGACCCGCCGCUUUAUGGGCCGUCUUUUUUCGGUAGAAAACGCUCGGGUUCAUCAGUUGGUCGUUGUUGACACCAUGACUGAGUAUUAAAAUAACGGUUCUGUGAGUCGGUAGCCUCAGGAUAUUUAGGUAUUUUUUCACGCGGAAGUGAAAGUACUUCAAAUAUGUGAAGAAACUCUGACCGUUUUGCGUAUAUUUCCUCGCCUUAACUGUACAGGACGUAGUUCGUAUAACACCAAGCGUAGAGCUUUGUAUGGGAUUUUUGUAUCGACUUUCUGUCACUACAUGAAUGAAUCUUCACGUUCAGAGCUGUUUGGGAGUGUUUUUGAAGGAAAGUGAAAGAGUACAUCUACCGAGCUCCUCACUUUACAACAUGUUGUCAUUCACUAGACAACAACCAAGUGGACUGUCUGCUGACCCAUCCGUGAGAGCUGUAAAAAUGCUUUAACUGCGUAAUCCAGUUGUGUGCGAUUCCAUGUCCUCCAUGCCCUUGUUGGCAUCUAAUGGAAGAAAAAGCACCUGUCAGGUCUGCCAUGGUAUCUAGAUUGCCUAAGUUUGGUGGACGCUCCACUGGUGGAACAAGCCCUUUGUCCAAUGGUUCCACACAACCAGCCGCCCCUACACAGGAUGGUAAGACCACGCCCCCUGGAACAAGACCAAAUGGUGUGAUCCGCGCAUCUCCAUUCUCCCUGAAAUGGAAGAAAGAUGAGGGGACAACAUCCUCCAGCUCUGCUACCCCCAGUAACCCUGUGGAGGGGGGAGAAGAUAAAGCUCAGAAGCAGCUUCCCCCAAUAACAAAGGAGAUAAAAAAUGGACCCCCAUCAACACCCAAGACACGAAGGUCAGGUUCUUUGACAGUAGCUGUCUCGAGUCCCACAACCAUCCCCAAGCAAUCCUUGAAGAUGAGUUCCAAAGUGGGGUCUAAGCUAGGCCAAAGUCCUCUGAAUGGAGGCCCCAAAAAUGGCUUUAAUAGCCCCAGCAUUCCUGCAAGAACAGGAUCAGAGUCCCGCCUCUUGUGUCCAAGUUUGGGCUCUAGCUCUCCCAGAAGCAGUUCUCAGGACAGCCUGUCCCAGUCCAGUGACAGCCUGAAGACCUUGACAUUGGACAACAUGGUGCGAUCAAACAGUUUCACCCAUUUCAAGCAGAUUCCCUCUCCCACAAAUCAGCCUAUGAAGCGGUCCUUCUCUUUCAACCGAGCUGUGGAGCUCGCAAAGCCUCUGGCAAACACUCAGCUCCAACCUCGUAGGAGUAGUUUCCUCAAACCUCCUCAGCUGAGCAAUGGAAGAGUGGGUGUAGGACUCAGUGGCAUGAAUGGCAGCCUUGGAGUCUCAGGGGGUGGAAGUGGAGGACUGGGAGGAUUUCAGUAUAGUAGAACCCCUCCAACUUCCUCGUCUCUACCCACACUUUCAAUUCCUCCAGCACCCGGUACUCCAAGGACUCUGAGGAAACCGCUGCUCCCCAGCUGUGUUCUGACCAAGCCACUUAGCAGCAAUGGGGGGUCUUUGGGCUACAGGCUGGCUCGGUCUGGGCAGUCCAAGCAGCAGAAGCCUCUUUUCCCAGGUAGGGUUAAGGGAGAUAUCAAACCCUCAACUGCCUCUGAAUGUACAGGGCCUGUAAAAAAAGAAAUAGACAAUGAGCAGACUGGUGAAGUUGAUCCACAAAGUGAGAGUGACGGAUGCCCUGCAAAUAGAGGAAAAGAUGGAGGAAAUGGGGUGCUUUUGCAGAGCUCUGGUCAGACAGCAGGUGAGACUCUAGAGGACAUGUCUUUAUCUUCUGCCUCAUCCCUAGAUAGAGUCGACAUCAGUGAAGAGUUUCUAGAUGACCUUGACAGUGUGGGAGAUGUAUUAAGUGAUGGGGACCUGCCUGAUAACAAGAAAACUGGCAAGACUACUCAGACCCACCUACAAAGCUUUAUAAAUGAGACCCUUGACUGGGACAGUAUGGAUCUGGAAGGACAUAAAGAUGACAGUCCUAUGCAGGACUCUCAGGGCCCACUGAUGUCUUCAGAGCAGGCUGAUGGCCUUCAGGCUUCAUCUUUGGAGCUGUCUCCCUCUAAUAGCUCUGGUGGAACCUACAUGUGGGAUGAGGAUGGACUUGAGCCACUUGGUGGGACAAGGACACUUCCAUAUGACAGCUAUGAUGAUUCAGAUCUCAACAGCAUGGAUAUCCUGAACAACCUGGACCCCCAGGGAAACGGAGAAUUGGAUGACGAUGACCUCAUGCUGGAUGUGGACCUUCCUGAAGAUGGACUGCAUGACUCUGACAGGAUGUCUCACAUUGAGCGCUCAGAGAGGGCUGGUCGGCAGGGACAGCGACGUAAACACCACCGCUGGAGUGGACCAGAAAACUUCCACAAUGAUAGCAGGGCCAAUGUCUACCAGCACUAUGAUGGUCUCAAGGCUUCAAGGAUCUCUUCACAGUCGGUCCCCUCUGAAGGCAGGCAGCAUAGCUAUGUGUCGGCUCUGGAUGAAAUUACUCUCAAACAUAUGAGUCAGGACUGCAGUUCCCUGAAGAACCAACUGCUCAGGCUCAAAACACUACUGCAGCUUGAGGAUUCAGAUUCUUUAGCUGAAGUUCCUGAGGACAUUGAAGACAAUACCACUGCAACACAACUAGGGGAGCUGAUUAAGGAAGUGCAGGUUCUCAGAGAGGAGCUCAGGAGUCGAGACAAGACCAUCGCUCAGCUCACACUGCAGUGCCAACAACUACAACAACAUCAUCAGCAGGAACAAAUGCCUGCUCAAGGACGACAAUUCAGGUGCCAGUGCAACCACCAAAGGGUGCCCUCUUCACUGCGACAGGGGGACAGACAGAUGGACAGACGGCUGCAAAAUCACUAUGACAAGGCCACCCAGACGCAUUGGAGACCGCAAAGCCAUGCUCCUCAAGUACUACAGCCCUUCAACCCCUGCCUCAACGAGGGCCUCCACCAGGGAAGAAUAGUAAAACCUCCCCACACAGAGGGCCACAGUGACCUCACACAGAGCGGAUCAGAGGAAGCAACAAAGACAGAUGCUGACCGUCCUCUUCAAGACCUUAGGAUGGACAUGGACGUGGACGACCUGGGUCAUCCGCUAGGCACCUUCCUGCACCUCCCGGACUCGGAGGCUUCACAGGGGGUAACCGAUAGAGAGAGUCCAGCAACAGCUGCUCUGUGUGCAGCGCAGCAUGAGCGCAGAGCCCCCUCUGUGAAACUGCAGAGCUCUGUCACUCCCAGACAUGCUGCUGGUUCGACGUGCCCUCGCAUGCUGCAGCCUCCUCGCCUUCACAAGCGCGUGUCUCUCCCAGCGCUCAAGCCAGGGGGCGCUGGCAGCUUGGGACCUUCGCUUAGCCCCCUGGCUAACCACAGCAAGCAGCUGCCCCCUCCGACCAGAGGCCUUCCCUGCUUUAAUGCUGGACCCCAGGCGCACGCUCCAAGUCUUUGUCGCACUUCACUGCUUCAGCCUCGCCGAGCAUCAGAGCCUUGCAGGAAUCAGCGGAGCACUGAGUCCAGCCUGGAGGAGCCUGACCAGGGGAUGCUGAAAAACCCCAGGCCAGCUAAGAUGCUGAUCCCUCUGAGUUGCUCGUGCCUCCCCAAGCCAAAGAUACCCUGAGGAGCUUCAAAACCACCCUUCAAAACUUCCAACUGGAAUCACUCUGACAUCAAAAUUCAGCCCUUAACCUCUUCUGCAUUGACACAGUGUGAUGGUUUCACCUUUUAAGUGUCAUUGAGUAUCACAUAAAGCUCAUUAUUACACAGCUAUUAUUCAGGGACAUCCUGUGCCGAUGACUUUUUGCUGUAUUGUUUUGUAAAUCAGUUUCAGCCACUCCAACCGGAUUUUUCGAUGAAACUCUUGUAUUCAGUAGGAUAUUAUCUUUAUAACAAUCCAUAGCCAUGUACAAGUAUUCAUAACAAGCAUCAUGUAUGGUUGCAGAUACAUAUAAAUGUUCAGUUUUUAGCCUUGCAUAAAAAUGCUGCUGAUGCAAAGCAAUGAAAGUA